CUGGGGCGGAGGGGGCGUGGCCUGAGCGCGAUGGCGCCGCUGAAGGUGCUCGUCGGGGUGAAGAGGGUCAUUGACUUCGCCGUUAAGGUGCGGGUGGCCCCCGGCGGUCACGUGGUGCAGGAGCAAGGGGUCAAGCACUCGCUGAACCCGUUCUGUGAGAUCGCGUUGGAGGAGGCAGUGCGCAUGCGCGAGAGGGGGGAGGCGGCCGAGGUCAUCGCGGCCACCGUAGGGAGCCGGCAGAGCCAGGACGCUCUCCGCACUGCGCUUGCGCUGGGCGCGGACCGGGCGGUGCUGGUGGAGCUGCCGGGGGCGGGGCCAGAGCAGGGGGCGGGGCCAGGGGCGGGGCCAGGGCAGGGGGCGGGGCCUCCCCUGGUGGCGGCGGCGCUGGCCAAGCUGGUGGAGAGAGAGAAACCCCAACUGGUGCUGCUGGGGAAGCAGGCCAUAGACGAUGACUGCAACCAGACCGGCCAGAUCCUUGCCGCCAUCUUGGAUUGGUCCCAGGGCACGUUCCUGUCCCGCCUGGAGCUGGAUCCAGGCUCCAGCUCCGUGCGGAUCCAGAGGGAGGUGGACGGGGGCUUGGAACAGCUGCGGCUGCAGCUGCCGACUGUGCUGACGGCUGAUCUGAGGCUCAACCAGCCCCGAUACGCCACCCUGCCUAACAUCAUGAAAGCCAAGAAGAAGCCCCUGGAGGUGCAGCCCCUGGAGCAGCUGCUGGGCGGCCCCGUGCCCCCCCCCCGGCUGCGGGUGCUGCGGCUGGAGGAGCCUCCCGUCCGCCAGGGGGCGCAGCGGGUCGAGAGCGUCCCCGCUCUGCUCGAGCGCCUCGCUGCCCUGGGCCGCAUCUGAGGCCACGCCCCCUAACGGAGUGACCAAUGGGAGGGCGGGGAGGCGGUGACGUCAGGCGGGAGAUGGUGACGUCAGGCGGGAGAUGGUGGCGUCGCGCGGGAGGGGGUGGUGUC
Molecule: messenger RNA, 956 nt
Organism: Melopsittacus undulatus (budgerigar)
Lineage: Eukaryota; Metazoa; Chordata; Aves; Psittaciformes; Psittaculidae
Gene: ETFB
Product: electron transfer flavoprotein subunit beta
Exons: 6
Coding region: 31-843 (270 amino acids)
Biological process (GO): amino acid catabolic process; fatty acid beta-oxidation using acyl-CoA dehydrogenase
Cellular component (GO): mitochondrion
Molecular function (GO): electron transfer activity
Source: RefSeq, a predicted model, not a curated record